This is a messenger RNA of Thlaspi arvense, 2024 nucleotides long. The record is from the annotation of a GenBank genome assembly. NCBI's taxonomy places the organism in Eukaryota, Viridiplantae, Streptophyta, Magnoliopsida, Brassicales, Brassicaceae.
GAAGCAGAGCACAAUGGGAGGUUCACACCUAUAAUUUGCAGCUCCUCAUUUCAAAUAAUAAAAACGGUUGUUCUUGAAUUGCUGGUUUUGUCAGAAUAGUUGCUUUCUUCUAUUAUAUUGAGGUAACAUUAUAAUGUCUGCUUUCUUCCAUGGAGAAACUGAAAUGAGAGAACCUUCUUCUGAUCUUUUCAUGAUGAACAUGAAUCCGUUCUCCGACCCUACAACAACCAUUAAUACUCAUAACCAUAACUUCUACAACUUGGGGUUCGGGUCUCAACAACAUCUUCGGCGAGUGAGCAAAGAUGAAGUAGAUCGUACCGAACAGGGGAACUCUUCGAUCCCCACAGUUUCAAACGGAGGAGUAACAGAAAGCUUCAUGGUUUUGUCUCCGAUCUACUUGAAAGCUGCUCAAGAAUUGCUGAAUGAGAUUGUGGCUGUUGGAAACGGUUGCCGUGGCGCCACACAAGAACAACAAAUGAAUAAAGAGUCGGCGAUUUAUGAAGUUGGGGACAACAACGGUGUCCAUAUUCCUGGCGCGGCUGCUUGUCGGCAGGAGUUGCAAGCAAAGAAAGUGAAGCUCAUCUCCAUGGUGAAAAAGGUUGAACAGAGAUACAAGCAAUAUCACAACCAAAUGCAGACUAUAAUUUCAUCGUUUGAGCAAGCAGCGGGUUUGGGCUCGGCAAACUCAUACACACAUAUGGCGGAAGAAACAAUAUCAAAACAGUUUCGUGCUGUAAAAGACAUGAUAUGUUUGCAAAUUAAACACAUAAACAAGUUGUUGGGAGAAAAAGAAUGUGAAGGUUUAAGUUUAGGUGAUGAUCAGCUUAGGCAGUUCGGCAAAAUGCCACAUAACCAUUCAAAUGCUUGGAGAACGCAACGAGGUUUGCCUGAAACAGCUGUUUCCAUUCUUCGCGCUUGGCUCUUUCACCAUUUUCUUCAUCCAUAUCCGAAGGAUUUGGAUAAGGAAAUGCUCGCCAAACAGACCGGCCUUACAAAGAGCCAAGUGUCAAAUUGGUUCAUAAAUGCUCGAGUUCGAGUGUGGAAGCCAAUGGUGGAGGAGAUGUAUAUGGAAGAAAUGAAUAUCGAUGCAACAAGAAAGAGAGGAAACCUCAAUGACCAUACUAACAAAGGUUCAUCCUCUCAGAAACCAUACAAUAAUACCACUUCAGAUGAAUCUUUAAACUCGAUUUUACCCGUUUUUCAUCAAGGAUUCAUUGAAAAUGAAAUCCCUAUGCAAAACUCAUCCUCAAGUUGCAGCAUAGUGACGUUCAACAAGCAACACGUCAGUCAAGCAAACUUGAUCCAUUUCAACGGAAGGUUUGAAAACAAUCACGCAAUGGUUGGAAACAGUGUCUCCCUUUCUCUUGGCCUGCAUCAUUCUUGCGACCAAACCUUUAACAGCAUCCAGUUUGGAUCGAUAAGUAAUGGAACUGAGAUCUUGGGUAUAUAUCCCUCUCUAACAUAUCAAAUCAUGGAUUAGAUCUUAAUAGAGAUCACAUAUAUAUAAUCUGUUCGUUGCCUACGGUUCUUGUGACCUUGGCCCAUGGCCAUGGGUGCUUUCAUAGAGAUGGAUAUGUGUAAGAUAGCACAGAGAAAAUGACUAAAGUAUAGGGUUUGAUAAAAGUUUAGAUAACACUACUUAACUCAAGUAAUUAACUAGAUAUAAUACGGCAUGCCUUGGUGUCUAUAAUCAGAUAUUAGUUAGUAUUGUAAUGGAUAUGGUGAUCAAGAUGGGAUACAAUCGAAUGCUUGGCAGAUUGGUGUAAAUAGAGAUCAUAUUAGCCAAGAGACCCAUGCUUCCCUUUAAUUGUGUCUUUAUGAAUGUGUGUUUGUGUGUGUAAAUGUAUCCACAACAGUCGCAAUUAUCAUUUCUUCUGCAAUCUUAUAUAUACGAGUUUUACUAUUUGUUAUGACUAUGUUUGUGUAUGUAAUGUGCGUUCAUGUGUAGUUUAUGGUUUUUGAUCUUGAAGUUGUUUUCUUUUGCUACCCAAAGCUUGUGUGGUUAUAUAUUAUAAACUCUCGAG